This is a messenger RNA of Cricetulus griseus (Chinese hamster), 2321 nucleotides long. NCBI's taxonomy places the organism in Eukaryota, Metazoa, Chordata, Mammalia, Rodentia, Cricetidae. The record is from RefSeq and is a predicted model, not a curated record.
GGGCGUUUAUUGUCAUUAGGACCCCUGGAUGGACUCUUCCUCUGAAGCUUUGCUAAUUUGCAGCAGCUGGGCAAUGCUCCUCACUACCAUCUGUCCGUCAGCAUAGUCCCGCGUCAUUUCUCCGUGGUGGCAGGGACUGAACUCCGCAUUCUGUAUAGGAAAAGCACCUGGAUCCCUGUCUUUCAAUGGCUUCGAGACAACCAGAAGUGCCUGCUCUUGCGCCCAGUGGGCCUCUAGGCAAGAUGUCCCUGCCCAUCGGGAUGUGCCGCCGGGCAUUCAGCUAUGAUGAUGCCCUGGAGGACCCUGCGCCCAUGACUCCUCCUCCAUCGGACAUGGGCAGCAUUCCCUGGAAGCCAGUGAUUCCAGAGCGCAAGUAUCAGCAUCUUGACAAGACAGAGGAAGGAGCGGCCAGUGUCUCUUCCCUUGCUGUGACUCCAGCAACAGCCACUGACAGUUCAGACAAGACCCCUGUGGUGAAGGCUAAAGCUACCCAUGUCAUCAUGAAUUCCCUGAUCACAAAACAGACCCAGGAGAGCAUCCAGCGUUUUGAACAACAGGCAGGACUGAGAGAUGCUGGCUACACACCUCACAAGGGCCUCACCACUGAGGAGACCAAGUACCUCCGAGUGGCAGAAGCACUCCACAAACUAAAGCUGCAGAGUGGAGAGACAACCAGAGAAGAGAAGCCACCUGCAUCGGCCCAGUCCACCCCGAGCAGCACCCCUCACUCCUCCCCCAAGCAGAAGUCCAGAGGUUGGUUCCCUUCUGGCUCCUCCACAGCCUUACCUGGCCCAAACCCUCACACCAUGGAUUCUGGGAGUGGAAAUGACAAGAACUCAGCAGACAAAUGGAGCCUCUUUGGAGCCCGGCCCCUGCAGAGGUCUGACUCUGGUUUUGCUGUCCAGGCUUACAAAGGUGCCCCCAAACCCUCUCCUAUGGAGCUAAUGCGUGCCCAGGCCACAAGAGGAGGUGAAGACCCAGCAACCUUCAAGCCGCCUAAAAUAGAUGUCCCAGUGGUAGAAGGGAAGAAACCACCACCUCGAACCCAUAAUCUCAAACCCCGUGACCUGAAUGUGCUCACACCCACUGGCUUCUAGAAUGCUUUGUGUCCAGGGUCUGCAACUUUCCCUGGGCUCUGACAUAGGAGUGAUGUAGUUAACAGGAGGCCUGAGUGACAUUGUGCAGAUUGUCCUUGUGUGAGAGAAACCAUUUUGGAUUGCUUUCGGGUUGGUAGAAAACAUCAGUGGUGCUGAGUGGGGACCUCUUUUUUUUAAUCAUUUAUCCUAGAGAAGGACUUUGACCCUUGCUCUCCUGGGUAAAUAGUGCUGGUGUGUUUCCAAAACUUAAGGCCUCUUGGUUGUUUUCCUUUGAUCAACACGAGCAGUUACAAAUCAUGAUAGAGGUGCCCAGCAACUGUCUGGACAGCCAUGGCUUCCUGACAUGCUUUAGCUUUGUGAGUGGGCCUGGACUUGUCUGCGAGCUGGGUCAGUUCAUGACCACAGUGGCAGACCCUGGCUUUCUAAGCUGGAUCCCAGGUUCUUUUUUUCAUUGGUCCAGUGCACACUUGGUCCUGGCCGCUGCAGCUGGAGGACUGUUUAUCUGCUGUGUCUCAGAGCAAACACUAGCCUAGUCUCGCAGUCUCUUUUGCACUUUAACAUGAACUUAAUUGAAGUCCUAAUCGAGUCUACUGGUUUCAUACUGAUAAAGGUUCCUUUUCCUCCCCUCCCUUACUGGGGAUGAAGCCGGGUUUUGCUCAAGCUAGGCAAGCGCUCCAACCACUGAGCUUCAUCCCUAGUUCCUGGAUCUUAUUUUAGUUGUGUGUGUUUUGUUUUUUGAGACAGGGUCUCACUAUGUAGCCUUAGCUAGGCUGGAACUCUCUCAGUAGACUCACAGAGAAGAGCUACCUGCCCCUCCUCCCAGUGCUGGGAUUAAAGGCAUACACCAUCACACCCAGCUUAAGCUUCUGUUAGAGUAAAGAAGAUGACAGAUACAAUUGGAUUAUUGUCUUCAGAUUCACAUGAACUUGGUGUCACCUUAUUCUGAUAACUUUGAGGCCAUUUUCCACCAAGUUAGCCUCAUAUGUUUAAUAACACAUCUUACUAAGCAAAGGAAGCAAGAAAAUGCCCUUUUUUUCUUCUCAUUGUUCACAGGCCUGUUGGUCUUGCACACUGUCACAUUCGCUUGCUAGAUCAUUUUAGAUAGUCUGUUUAUAUAAUGAGUUAACUUUCUCACAGAGAAGCUCUGGAGCCCAAGAUUGUUGUAAAAAUUAAUUUAUUUGUGUUAUCUUGUAUUGACAAUAAAAAUCUUUACUACUUUCUCAA